AUGAAUAAUAAAAAUAAAACACACGAAUACUUCAAACGAAACCCUGAGGAUUGGGGUAUUCUCGAAUUUUUAAAUGAAUGCGAAUUGGAGUCGUUUGAUUUGAAAAUAGACUCUUACACUAAAUGCCUCGAAUCAAUAGUUGAGUCUGAGCAAGGCGACAGAUCUGAAAGAGCACAAUUGCUCCUUGACAAAUAUAAAAAGGAAAGUAAAAUACUUUGUUGGAAUGUAGACGGAAAUGCUGAUCCAGCACUGGACCCACUGGGAACAGAUGAGCUUACUAG
This is a messenger RNA of Scutellospora calospora, 281 nucleotides long. The record is from the annotation of a GenBank genome assembly. NCBI's taxonomy places the organism in Eukaryota, Fungi, Glomeromycota, Glomeromycetes, Diversisporales, Gigasporaceae.